GAAGGAGUGUUAGGCCUGGCGGGCCACCCAGACCGCGGGCGGCUGGGAAGCUUUGCGGGGCUGUGUAGGGAGUACAGCGGGUUUGAGGUGACCAGGGUUCGCGUCACACUUUUGGAAGUGUCUAAUACAGUGAGUCGGUCAGCAACACCCGCAAGCCAGGACCAUGGGCUGUUUUUUCUCCAAAAGGCGGAAGGCUGAGAAGGAAUCGCAGCUGGGGAACCAGGAGGAGCGGCCCAGACAGUACAGCUGGGACCACCGUGAGAAGGUUGACCUGAAAGACUACAUGUUCAGUGGGCUGAAGAAUGAAACAGUAGGUCGUUUACCUGGAAAGGUGGCAGGACAACAGUUUCUCAUUCAAGACUGUGAGAACUGUAAUAUCUAUGUUUUCGAUCACAGUGCUACAGUUACCAUUGAUGAUUGUAUUAACUGUGUCAUUUUUCUGGGGCCGGUGAAAACCAGUGUGUUUUUCCGGAAUUGCCGAGAUUGUAGGUGUCUGUUAGCCUGCCAACAAUUCCGUGUGAGAGAUUGUAGAAAGUUGGACAUCUUUCUGUGCUGUGCUACUCAACCUAUCAUCGAGUCUUCUACAAACAUCAAGUUUGGCUGUUUUCAGUGGUACUACCCUGAAUUAGCUUUCCAGUUUAAAGAUGCAGGGCUGAGUAUCUUCAAUAAUACGUGGAGUAACAUUCACGACUUUACCCCUGUGGCAGGAGAGCUCAACUGGAGCCUUCUUCCAGAAAAUGCCAUGGUCCAGGACUUUGUUCCUGUUCCUACAACAGAAGAGUUCAAAGCUGUUCGAGUUUCCACAGAAGCCAAUAGAAGCAUCGUUCCAAUAUCCCGGGGUCAGAGACAGAAGAACAGCGAUGAAUCAUGUUUGGUGGUGUUAUUUGCUGGUGAUUAUACUACUGCAAAUGCCAGGAAAUUAAUUGAUGAGAUAGUUGGUAAAGGCUUUUCCCUAGUUCAAACAAAGGAAGUUUCCAUGAAACCCGAGGAUGCUCAAAAGGUUUUUCAAGAGAAAGCGUCUGAUUUCCUUCCUCUUCUGAACAAAGGCCCUGUGAUUGCUUUGGAGUUUAAUGGAGAUGGUGCUGUGGAAGUAUGCCAACGUAUUAUAAAUGAGACAUUCAAUGGGACAAAGAUAUUUGUGUCAGAAAAGAAGGACACAGCAUGCGGAGAUGUAGACAGCUUCUACAACUUUGCAGAUAUUCAGAUGGGAGUGUGAAGCAGUGGGACCAAGGACUUGGUAUUCAGCAGUUUUCAACUUUUGUAUGCAGAAAUUUAAUUUAAUAACAUGCUUUUGUGCAUCAUUGGUUUUUUACUAAUGCUCAAGGGCAUUUAAAUUCAGUAGUUUUAACCAGCUCACAAACUAUUGAAUCCACUUCCAAUUAGCUUACACUUUCGUUGCUCUUCAUUGGGCACUUUUCUUAGAAAAUAGAAAUGACUUCUACUUCAAGAUUUUAAACCUAAUUAAAUGUUCUUUCAAAUCUAGCAAUUUAAUCUUUCCAGUUUUCCUCAGUGCUUCAUAUUUGUUUUUGAGAAUCCAUCUUAUUGCUCAUUUUUCAGUUAGAUUUAUUACUAGUUAAUGAAUUAGAAAGAAAACCUAUGCACUUUUUUUUGGGGAAUACAUCAUCAUCUCUUCCUGCUUGCAUUAUUAUAUGGCUAAUGAGAUUUUCGACAUGGGGUUGACAUAAUACUUUGCGCAUCUAAUUUUGGGGGCCCAUAUUUGUGAUUCAACCCAGGACCUCAUGCUUGCCAGGAAGACACUCUACCACUUCAGCCACACCUCAACCCAUUAAUUGAAUUAUCUUGGCAUUUCAAGAUGGGUGUGAUGGUGUCCACUUGUCAUUCCAGCCACUUUUGACUCAGAGGCAGGUGGGCACUUGAGCGCAGAAGUCCAAGGCCAGCCUGGGUAAUUACUGAGACCUCAUCUCAAAAGAAAGAAGAAAUAGGCAUAUGAUAAGGAGUUCUGCAAAUACCUCUAUCGAUGUAGCGAUGUAAAGACCACUUCAGAAGGCUUAUGGCUAGCUGAAUAAAUUUCACAUUGUUUAAGUUUCAUUUGGUGGUACUAGAAUUUGAACUCUGGGAUUAUUACUUGCCAGGUUGAUGCUCUUGCUGCUGAGCCAAGCCUUCAGCCCAGUGUUCUGCUGGCUAUUUUUGAGAUAUGAGAUCCUUUAUUUGAGAUAGGUGUCAUGUCCUGCCGGGAUGUGCAUUUGGGCAUGAUGUACCCAUGCUAGUGUUCCCAAUGUAGCUAGGAUAAUAGGUGUACACCACCACGUGUAACACUUGUUUUUUAAUUUAUUGUCAAAGUGAUGUACAGAGGGGUUACAGUUUCAUACAUAAGGCAGUGAGUACAUUUCUGUGUAACACUUCUUUAAGAGGAAAUCUUGCAAAUUUUUCUGCCCCAGCUGGCCUGUGAUCCUCCCAAUUUCAGCUUCUCAAUUAGCUAGGAUUAUAGAGGUGAAUCACCAGUGCCUGGCACUCUUUAGUUUUGGUUCGUUAAAAAAAAAAAAUACAACCAGAUGGCUCUUCUGCUUCCUGAAAAAGGAAGGUGCAUGCAACAUGAAAACGUCAGAAGCCCAGUCACCAAUAGUGUUUCCAAACAUGAUUAUUGUUUGAUCAGCUUUUGUGGCUAUCAAAAAAAUUAGAGCUACACAUUGGUCGCUCAUACCUAUAAUCCUAGGUACAGAGAAGGCUGUUACUGGAAGAUCAGAUCCAAGACAGCCAAGGUGGAAAAGUCCCUGAGACUCUUAUCUCUAAUAAUGAGCAAGAGGCCAGAAGUGGAGCUGUAGCUCAAGUGGUAGAGUGCCAGACUUGAGCAAAAAAGCUAAGGGAGAGCGCCCUGGCCCUGAGUUUAAGCUCCAGACCACCCGCCCCCCCCCCCCAUAACAAAGAGUUUAACAAAACCUUGUGACCUUUUGCUAAAAACUACCUAAAGUUAGUUAACCAUGAUGAUGAGCUAUGGCAGGUUAUUUUAAAAAAUCCUGAUAGAUCUGAUUUUCAUUAGAUUUGUCAUUCAUAUCAAAUACAGUUCAAGUAUAAUAUUUUGAUUUCUUCAAGGAUUUUUUUUCUCAAAUCUACACAAUGAUAGCAGUUUGCCAGAGUCAGGGGAGAGAGUGCUACUUGUUCAAAACUGUCCAUUCUUGGAUCUGCUCCCUGGGCUGCUCACACUCAGUCUGCAGGGGAAACUGUAUAAGAGGGGUUGAGGUGAUCCUACGUUAAUCAUUUGGAAGGUGUCACUAGGUGGAUCAUGUGAACAGGACCACACAUGGCAUUCUGAGAGCUAAUAGGGAAAACGGCUUUAAUUCUAUUUUGAUAAAUUAAUACUGAAAGUGGAUACUUGUAAAACUUCUUUUUGUGAUGGUUAUUUAAAAUGUAUUUUCAUAGUUAAAUUAUUCUGGGAUUAUUUAAAAUUGAACUUGUAACUGUUAAAUUGAAUUGUGGAUUCAUGGACAGAAAUCAUCCUUGGUAAGACCUGACUUUGAGCAGAUUCACUCAGCCUGGCUUUGGGCUCACUAUUAGCAUUGCACCAUCACUUUAGAAAAAGUAUUCUGCUUUAUAAAGUCAAUAUGAUUUCAUAAGGUACAAAUAAACAUUGCUGACAGGUUUUGUGUAAUUUUGAUUAUAUUGUAUAUACAAUCUUUGCACAUAGUGGCCAGAGUAAACUUUUCUCUUAGUUAAGCAAUAUGCCUUCCUUUCUUAAUUAUAUUAUUGAACACCACUGAUCCAAGCUAAAAUAAUCAGAGUAACUGGUAUGCAAACUAAAAUACAAUGUUAUGCAAAGCUAUAAAUUGAAUUCUAAUUUUUCUAUGGUAUUUUAGCAAAAA
Messenger RNA from Perognathus longimembris pacificus (Pacific pocket mouse), 3818 nucleotides. It is a transcript of the gene Rp2, whose product is annotated as RP2 activator of ARL3 GTPase. The record is from RefSeq and is a predicted model, not a curated record. Bases 164 to 1216 code for a protein of 350 amino acids. The transcript has 5 exons. Gene Ontology annotation, molecular function: GTPase activator activity. Gene Ontology annotation, cellular component: periciliary membrane compartment; cilium. Lineage: Eukaryota; Metazoa; Chordata; Mammalia; Rodentia; Heteromyidae. Gene Ontology annotation, biological process: post-Golgi vesicle-mediated transport.